AUGACAUGUGCUCAUUGUAUUGUGGAUAUUGUUCCAAAUCUUUAAAACUAACUAGGUGAAAUUAGCCAACCUAAAUCAUGCAAAUUCUUUUUAGGAGGAACAGAAAAUGAUCUUGGUAAAAAUGAAUUAUUAAUUUCAAAGAUCCACAUCUUCAAAGAAUUUGCACAACAUCCUAAGACAUAAGAUGGCUAUGAUUUUGCUAUAGCUACUAUUGAAAAGAAUAGUUAUAUUGGUAACAAAAUCAUUCCAAAGAGUCUUAAUAGUUGGUGGGGUUGCUUUGAGGAUCUUGACAUAGAAGUAAAUGAUCAGAUUUGUAUAUUAGGUUUCCCAAAUAAUAAGGAUUUAGACAAUAUAGUACUUUGUGGGGUAGAAAGUGUAAUUGCUGGAAUUACCAAUUCAUUUCAGCAGGAUUAAAGAAAGUUAAUAAUGUUUAAUGGCUCUAUUGAUCAGGGUAUGAGCGGAGGGCCAAUUUAUUUGAUUAAAAAUAAAAGGUACAUACAUAUGGGAAUUGUACUGGAUGGCGGAAAAGUUAAUGCCUAAAAUAUGUAGUAUGGCAUGGCUUUGACACAGGAUAUUAUAGCAUGGAUUGAACAUCAUUUAAAUAAUGGUAUAGUACCUUGA
Messenger RNA from Stylonychia lemnae, 621 nucleotides. The record is from the annotation of a GenBank genome assembly. NCBI's taxonomy places the organism in Eukaryota, Ciliophora, Spirotrichea, Sporadotrichida, Oxytrichidae.